Messenger RNA from Microbotryum saponariae, 2107 nucleotides. Lineage: Eukaryota; Fungi; Basidiomycota; Microbotryomycetes; Microbotryales; Microbotryaceae. The record is from the annotation of a GenBank genome assembly.
AUGGACUCGGACGAGUGUGAUCACAAGCUCAUCAACAGGCUCGUGCCUCAGUGGCUUCCCACUCCGCAAGCGACUGUUCAUCCAACGUCCACCACCACUACCGCUGCGCAUGCCCCCGCGACGACGACCGCGCUCAAGUCACCCCCUUUCAUCAACCUCAACUCGACCUCUUCUACUCUCAGCGCCCCCACCUGCACCUCACCAGCCUCCACCAAGACACUCGCCCUGGCCAUGACCAAACCCGAACCCAUCGCCAGCGCCGACGUCGAGGCCAAGUCGCCCCCUCCUCACCACCACCUCCACCCGUCAACUUACCAGCUCGACCCGGUCAAGUGGCAACACGACACCCAACGCAUGCUCAACAAGACCCUCGGGCCCGAGUUCAUCUCCACCCGUGCAGGACCGAGUGGUUCGAAAUUGACCUACAUCGAAGGGUGGAAGCUCAUCAACCUGGCCAACGAGGUCUUUGGCUUCAAUGGUCAGUCACCCAACGACUCGGACAGCGCGUGUGAGGAAUUCGACGGUGCGCAGACUCAUCCUUCUGAUCCGACCACAGGCUGGUACUCGUCCGUCAAGGAGCUGACGAUCGAUUAUGUACGCACAUGCAAGCUUGCCCGUGGGCCCAUCAUUGGUCUGACGCUGGCCACCUCCCCCCGCAGAUCGACUUUAUCGAAAAGACCGAGCGGUACAACGUCAGCGCUUCGGCCAUCGUCAACGUUCGCAUGCCCGACGGCGCCUACCACGAAGAUGUCGGAUGCGGCAGUGCCGAGAACCAAAAGACCAAAUCAGCCGCUUUGGACAAGGUGCGUCCACCAUCAGAUCCACUUUAUCGUCUCCAACUGACCAAAGCAAAAAAAUCGGCUCCUCCUCCCCUCAGGCCAAAAAGGAAGCCGUUACGGACGGACUCAAGCGUGCGCUGCGCAGCUUUGGCAAACUCAUGGGCAAUUGCGUCUACGACAAGCACUACGUCGUCGAGGCGGAAAAGAUGACCAAGACCAAGGUAGACGCUUCACACAAAUCCAUCUUACCUGCAAGAGAGGGCAAAUCUGAUCCAUGACUUGUUCAACAGCCCAAGGUCGACUUCAAGAACAUCUUCCGACCCGCGUACGAUGCCGAGAUGGAGGAGAAGGCAAGGAAAAAGUCCCUGGAGAACGACAACGAGAAUGCUCCUGCUCAGGAUAUCAAAAAGAUCACCAAGGGAGGACCCUCCGCCGCCCCAGCUCCGAUGCGAGCCCCUGCCUUGCCAGCUCGCGCCACGACGACCCUCAGCGCCACCCGAGUUCCACCUGCAGCUCCGAGUCGUGCACCCCUCGCUCCAAUGCAAACAAACCAAACUCCGAAGCCGACGUCGUUGCAGCCCACAAAGCCGAUGGUCAAAGGGGAGUGCCCCGCGAGUGACCCUUUCUCUGCCGACGACACCCUUGCUCUCCAGGGCAUGGAUCUCGACGCCUCGACUUACCUCGGUACUGGAACCAACUUCGCACAUGAAGGCGACAGUGGGUUCUCGGAAGGUGGCUUGUUCGACGCUGCUGCCGAAGUCAAGUUGGGGAACAACGGUGGGCCUCAGGCGGCUCACACUUCCAACGGCCCAGAUCACGGUGCACGCCGUUUGAACGAGAAGGAAGAGGCGGGGAAGAAGAGGAUGAGGACCGAAGAGAUGGAAAUGAAACGUCAAGCCGCCUUGUUGCGCCAACAACAAAAGAGCAUGAACCAACAGCAACAACACCGGUCCCCUCCCAAUGCCGGAUCGGCAGGUCUGCAGAGAUCCAAGACGGUGGGCAACCCUUCGACCAACACGGCGAGACCUAUUACUGUUCAAGCGGGGACGUUGCCGACGAUUAAUGUUGGAGCGGGAGGAACGAAGCUUUCACCUGGUUCGAGUGGGAAAGGUGCGCCUGUGUCCGGUCCGACGACGUUCGUUAGUGCUAGGACGAUGAAGAGGACUUUGAUUGACGAGUGAGUUGUUUCGUUACCGCUGCUUGUGACGAGGGGAUUCUGUGUUGACUGAGGGCUAUACAAUUUCAGACCAUACGAAACGGUCAUUACACGCGGUGUGAAUGGUCGACCGGACCCGAUCGAUCCUUCCAAGCGACCUCGUCCCGCAUGA